AUGAGUAAAUCUUCUAAGUUAUGCCGUAAGACUUCUUGUCCAAGAAGCAACAUAUUCUGCAACCUCAUCGACCGGAUUGUGAAAAGACCCUCCCUGCAGUUCUUGGGUCAGUGGGGCUACCACUGCUAUGAGCCCCGGAUUUACAGGACGCUGGCAAAAAUUCUGAGGUAUGUCGACUUGGACGGGUUUGACGUGCUCCUCACAGAUUAUAUCACGUUUGUGGAGAAAUCAGGAUACCGUUUCGAGCUGAAUUUUAAUCUUGAAUUUACUGAAAUAUGUGUGAAUACGAUUCUGUACUGGGUCUUCGCAAGAAAAGGUAACCCCGACUUUGUGGAACUCCUUCUGAAGAAGACCAAGGACUAUGUUCAAGACCGAAGCUGCAACCUGGCCCUCAUCUGGAGAACGUUCACACCAGUCUACUGCCCCAGCCCGCUGAGUGGCAUCACACCUUUACUCUAUGUAGCUCAGACCAGGCAAUCAAACAUCUUAAAAAUACUCCUCCAGUAUGGGAUCCUGGAGAGAGAGAAGAAGCCUGUGAACAUCGUGCUCACCGUCCUGCUGUACCCUUCCAGAGUGAGGAUCAUGGUUGACCAUGAGUUAGUGGACAUCCGAGAAGACGCCAAAACAUGCCUCGUGCUGUGUUCCAGAGUGCUGCCCGUCAUCCCAGUCAGGGAGAUUGAGGCACAGCUGAGCUUGGGAAGGCGGCCAAUUGUUUCCAAUUGGUUAGAUUACAUUCCUGCAACAAGAUACAAAGAUCCUUGCGAACUCUUACAUCUUUGUAGACUGACGAUCAGAGCCCAGCUCCUAACCAACAAUAUGCUCCCCAAUGGAAUAUUUUCGCUUCUAAUUCCUGUUCGUCUACAGAACUACCUGAAUUUAGAAAGCUAA
Messenger RNA from Dromiciops gliroides (monito del monte), 888 nucleotides. It is a transcript of the gene ASB17, whose product is annotated as ankyrin repeat and SOCS box containing 17. The transcript is spliced from 3 exons. The coding region runs from base 1 to 888 and encodes 295 amino acids. The record is from RefSeq and is a predicted model, not a curated record. Gene Ontology annotation, biological process: intracellular signal transduction. Lineage: Eukaryota; Metazoa; Chordata; Mammalia; Microbiotheria; Microbiotheriidae.